Messenger RNA from Thalassophryne amazonica, 944 nucleotides. Its product is annotated as elastase-1-like. NCBI's taxonomy places the organism in Eukaryota, Metazoa, Chordata, Actinopteri, Batrachoidiformes, Batrachoididae. The record is from RefSeq and is a predicted model, not a curated record. Gene Ontology annotation, molecular function: serine-type endopeptidase activity. Gene Ontology annotation, biological process: proteolysis. The transcript has 8 exons. Bases 48 to 860 code for a protein of 270 amino acids.
CGGUGGGCCUCCACCUGCAGAACCCAACUUUUCAGAAGACUGCAGACAUGCUCAACUUUCUUGUGUUGACCUCGCUUGCGGCCCUAGUGCUGGCUGAGCUGGAGGUGGAGCCCCGAUACCUGGAGGAUGACGAUGCUGAAGAGAGGGUUGUGGGAGGUGAGGUGGCCAGACCACACUCCUGGCCUUGGCAGAUUUCUCUUCAGUACAAGUCUGGAAGCAAUUAUUAUCACACCUGUGGAGGAACCCUGAUCAGGAGGGGAUGGGUGAUGACGGCCGCUCACUGUGUGGACAGAUCAAUGACUUGGCGCGUGGUUCUUGGAGAGCACAACAUCCAGGUCUAUGAGGGCAGAGAGCAGAAUGUUGGCGUCAGCCAUGUCUAUGUCCACCCCAACUGGAACUCCAACAAUGUUGCUGCAGGGUGGGACAUCGCUCUUUUGCGUCUCUCCACUGAAGCCUCCCUCAACAACUAUGUCCAGCUGGGGGCACUGCCUCCCUCUGGCCAGAUCCUGCCCCACAACAACAACUGCUACAUCACUGGAUGGGGACGCACCCAGACUGGAGGUCAGCUGUCAGCCCAGCUGAAACAGGCCUACCUGCCUGUUGUUGACCACAGGACCUGCUCCAGCUACGGCUGGUGGGGCAGCAGUGUGAAGGAGUCGAUGGUCUGUGCCGGCGGUGGAAGUGAGUCAGGUUGCCAGGGUGACUCCGGCGGUCCCCUGAACUGCAGCGUCAAUGGAAAGUGGGUUGUCCACGGUGUGACCAGCUUUGUGUCCUCCUCUGGGUGUAACACCUACAAGAAGCCAACCGUCUUCACCAGAGUGUCCGCUUACAUCAACUGGAUGAAUAGCAUCAUGGGUUGAGACGAAGGACUGUCGCCAUGGAGAUGAACAAAUGCUGGAUGUAUUUCAGGAUCUGCACUAAAAUAAAGUGUUCAACAAAGCUCA